GUCGAUGGUAUACCUUUGCGCGCCAUGGAUGAAGGGACGACGAACCAGCAGCCACACGCGACUGGAAAUUACGGGCAAGAGACGCCCGCCCGCGCUGACAUCGACGAGAUACUGAGAAGGAAACGAAAAGCGCGCGAGUACAAGGCCUGCUAUCCAUGCCGCCAGCGCAAAGUGAAAUGCGAUCAAGCAGUGCCGUGCAAAACAUGCGUCGUCCGAGAGCAUCCGGAACUAUGCACCUAUCACCCACCGACCGAGUCGCAUCCACCAGCAAAGCGUGUAAGCAUGGGGCUUGGACAGAACGGGACCGCGGACUUUUCGAACGGAAUGGUUCAUAUCCAUGGCGGGACAGUCACGCUGCCGCGCGAGGACUGGGAGCGCAUAUGCGCAAAACUGCAGACAGCAGAGAAGUCUUUAGCUGAGCUGAAGAACUCGAUUAGCAGCGUAUCUGAGGUGUCCCCAAACGCCCCGCCCAAUGGUUAUUCGCCUGCAACCGCCGGAAAUACGCCUCUGGCAGCGCCAGCUGGAAUCGAUAGCGAAACAAACCACGUACGAACACAAGGAAUUCACACAUACAACGACUUCACCGGUCAAACUAUUCAUGUGGGGCCCAGUUCAGUACCAGCUCUAGUCAUGGCGCUUGGAAGAGGAGAUAGUCAGUGGCCAGGGAUACAGGAUGUGCUGGGUAAGAAGAGCAUGCUGCCCAUUUUUGGUCUAGACAACGAGUCUGCGACGUAUCCAUUUGUCGACCUGUGGGGUUUGCCGCAUGGCUCCAUCCAGCGUGCGACUGAGUUAGCGAAUGCUUUGCCAAACGAUACAGAGUGUUUGAGUUUCUUCCGCUGCUAUAGGGAAACGGCACACGUAGUAUACCCUGCUGCUCCCGACAUUGAAAGCAUCGAAUCCGAUCUACUUCUUUUCCUUAUAAAUCGAGCCAGUUCACAGGGCAGUAACGGAGUGACGGAUCAGCAAAUACACGGCAAAGACUUUCAUUGGAUUGGACUUGUGUUUGCAAUUCUUGCGUCAGGCUGCCAAUGUUCCACGUUACCCAGAAAGGAACGUGAGCUCACAUCGCAGGUCUAUAUUUGCUGCAGCUUCGAGUGUCUUCGUUUUACCAAUUUCCUUUCGCAUGCGACUCUGGAGAACAUCCAGACACUUUUAAUCCUCGGCAAUGUUAUCGGCAACAAUAUGAACGCCGGUGUCUCAUGGAGUUUGAUGGGCCUCACUGUCCGUCUCUCACAAACACUUGGGUUGCAUCGAAUGUGCCCUCCUUCUACACCUGCACCGCAAAAAAUUGUUCGAAGCAAAGUAUGGUGGGCUUUACUCUGGCAGGAUUCACUACUGUCUAUCUCGUACGAUAGAGCUUCUUCGACAACUACUAUCGACCACACAGUCCCCUUCAACCCAACUACUUCGCCCGGGACAAGAUCGUAUGUCGAGAGCAUGUAUCGCCUCUGUAAAGUGGGACUUGACAUCGUGCGCGAACGCCAACGCCCGCAAAAUUCACACGAUGCACUGAUACGUAUUACCGAGCACCGGAAUGAACUUCAAGAGAUCAUGGUUGAUGCAGCGGAUUAUCUAAAAGAUUCGAGAAGAUGCCGAUCCAUGCGAGAUCAGCUUGAACACUGGGCACUUUACCUUCACAUCUCAUACGUCACCUCCGAACUCUGCAGGCCUGCCAUUAGCCCAAGUGCCAAAGGUUUCGAUCUUUCAAAAACAUUGCGGAAGACCUGCAUUGACAGUCUCACAAAUACAGUCGAGGCGUUUCUGGGUCUGCAAAACAUGACGGUAUUCGCAACCCGCUCCUGGGCUUCAGUUCAUCGCUCCCUCAGCUCAGCACUGUUGCUAGGGAUAUUGGGCGAACACACUCGCAAUGAGCGAGCACGGUCGCUUCUCACCAAUCUAAUUCAGGUCCUCACUGAUGUCACGGCAAAUGUAGACCCAGCAGAGCUCGCUGCACCAAUCUCACGCUCUGUCUCUGCACUGCAGCGGCUGCUUAACCUUCCCUUUACGUCCCAACGGAAAGCUAGUGAAUCCGGAUCGCAAUCUUCGCCGUCUUUGACUACUUUCACAGCGGAUGAACUUAAUGGCGUUCUUAAUGCGGACGGAGGCUCAUUGACGCAGUCGCCGUUGUUGAAUCUCGAUCUUGAUUCUUCCCCUUACGCGCUUAUGGAGUCAAUCGUUUGGGGUGCCCAGAAAACACCUUGA
This is a messenger RNA of Periconia digitata, 2202 nucleotides long. Lineage: Eukaryota; Fungi; Ascomycota; Dothideomycetes; Pleosporales; Periconiaceae. The record is from the annotation of a GenBank genome assembly.